Lasiodiplodia theobromae is the source of this 762-nucleotide messenger RNA. Its product is annotated as Iron sulfur assembly protein 1. Lineage: Eukaryota; Fungi; Ascomycota; Dothideomycetes; Botryosphaeriales; Botryosphaeriaceae. Gene Ontology annotation, biological process: iron-sulfur cluster assembly. The transcript has 2 exons. Gene Ontology annotation, cellular component: mitochondrion; cytoplasm. The record is from RefSeq and is a predicted model, not a curated record. Gene Ontology annotation, molecular function: 2 iron, 2 sulfur cluster binding. The coding region runs from base 1 to 762 and encodes 253 amino acids.
AUGCCAUUCUCGCGCUCUGCCACCAGCGCGGUCGCUGCUGCGCCGUCGCUAUUCCGCUUCGCCACCUCUACGUCACUCUCGGCCUCGAGAAGCUCUCCCCAAUGCUUCCGCUCCAUGUCAUCUGCCAGACAGACUCGCCAUCUGCAGACUGCAAGCGCAUACCAGCCCCACCAUCUGCAGCCUCCGCUCGCACCUCCGAGGGGCUCUGGCAUUCCCGAUACCUCCAUUGCUGGCGGCAAGCCCGAGGUCCACGAGACACGCCCCCCGCGGCUGACCGAGCAGCGCGGGAGUCGCAUCGCCGCCACCAGCGACAAGAAGAGCAGCAUCAGCGUGACAGAGACUGAGGCCCAGAAGCCGAAGCCUGCAUUCAACGCUGCACCUGCGCCGUCCCAGGCACCCUCCACGAGACCAAGCCGGUUCAAGUUCAAGCCCAAGAAGGCCGCCAUGACCCUCACACCCGCCGCCGUCUCCGCGCUACGUGAGCUUCUGGACUCUCCUGAGCCCAAGUUGAUUCGGGUUGGAACCAAGAGCAAGGGCUGCUCCGGCCUGGCAUACCACCUCGAAUACGUCGACAAGCCUGGCAAGUUUGAUGAUGCCGUUGAGCAGGACGGCGUCAAGGUCUUGAUCGACUCCAAGGCUCUUAUCCACAUCCUCGGCAGCGAGAUGGACUGGGUUGAGGAUAAGCUCACCAGGAGAUUCGUUUUCAAGAACCCCAACAUCACGGAGCAAUGCGGAUGCGGCGAGUCCUUCAGCAUCAGUUAA